Messenger RNA from Olea europaea var. sylvestris, 1540 nucleotides. RefSeq names its product farnesyl pyrophosphate synthase 1-like. The record is from RefSeq and is a predicted model, not a curated record. Gene Ontology annotation, molecular function: dimethylallyltranstransferase activity; (2E,6E)-farnesyl diphosphate synthase activity. Gene Ontology annotation, cellular component: cytoplasm. Gene Ontology annotation, biological process: trans, trans-farnesyl diphosphate biosynthetic process. Lineage: Eukaryota; Viridiplantae; Streptophyta; Magnoliopsida; Lamiales; Oleaceae. The transcript is spliced from 11 exons.
UGAAAACAGAGUACAAAAACAGAAUGGAAGCAGUUAAAAACGCAGGCACAUUUAUUGAUUUCAGGCUCAACUCCCCCCAUUUUGCUGUCUGAUUUUUGUAUUGUCGAAACAGAAUCAAUGGAAAACCAGAACGAAACGAUGUCGCAGCAUCUGCUAUCGGCAUUCUUGAAUGUGUACUCCGUGCUGAAAUCUGAGCUCCUGAAUGACUCUGCUUUUGAAUGGAGUGAUGAUUCUCGUCAGUGGGUCGAAGAGAUGUUGGACUACAAUGUACCUGGAGGAAAGUUAAACCGAGGAAUGUCUGUUAUUGAUAGCUACAAGUUGCUAAAAGAAGGCAAAGAGCUAACCGAGGAUGAAGUUUUUCUUUCUAGCGCUCUAGGCUGGUGUAUUGAAUGGCUUCAGGCAUAUUUUCUAGUCCACGAUGAUAUUGAGGAUGGUUGUCAUACGAGACGUGGUCAACCCUGUUGGUUUCGAUUGCCCAAGGUCGGUCUGAUUGCUUUAAAUGGUGGAAUCAUACUUCGGAACCACAUUGCUCGAAUUCUCAAGAUGCAUUUCAGAGAAAAGCCUUAUUAUGUGGAUCUAAUAGAUUUGUUCAAUGAGGUCGAGUUCCAAACAGCUUCAGGACAGAUGAUCGAUUUGAUUACAACUCUUGAAGGAGAAAAAGAUCUAUCAAAGUACUCGUUGCAACUUCAUCGGCGCAUUGUUCAGUACAAGACAGCCUACUAUUCAUUUUACCUUCCGGUUGCCUGUGCAUUGCUUAUGGCUGGUGAGAACUUAGACAACCACGUUGUUGUCAAGAACAUACUCAUCGACAUGGGAAUUUACUUUCAAGUACAAGAUGAUUACCUAGACUGCUUUGGAGAUCCUGAAAAGAUAGGGAAGAUUGGAACGGAUAUUGAAGAUUUCAAAUGUUCAUGGCUCGUUGUAAAAGCCCUGGAACAUUGCAAUGAAGAACAAAAGAAAAUUUUAUUUGUAAGAAGCAAAUUUAAUUUUAUUGUAUUCUAACAAUCUGUUCAUAUCUGACGAAAAAAUGUAUUAACAUCUGCAUUUUUAUUACCAGGAGCAUCAAAAGUUAAAGCACUUUAUAAUGAUAUUGAUCUUGAAGGCGUGUUUUUGGAGUACGAAAACAAGAGUUAUGAGAGAAUAACGAGCUCAAUUGAAGCUCAUUCGAGUAAAGCAGUUCAGGCAGUGUUAAAGUCCUUCUUGGGAAAGAUAUACAAGAGGCAGAAGUAAGGGGUGUUUAGCAUAUGGAAAACCCUUGUGGUACAUAAGGGUUGGUACAUUAUUGUGUGAGGGUAUGGACACCAUUGUGUACCAACCCUUAUGUACCCAUAGACCAACCCUUAGCAUAUAUCAUUGAAGCAAGGGAGGUUUAGAUGAAGUUAAAUAAUCCCAAUAUAUAUAGUGAUUUUUAUUUGUAUUCUAGUUGUUGGAGGAAAAUCAGUUGCCUGGAUUCAUGUUUGUAUCAACCUGUUAUUGUGUUCAUGGUUUUCAACUCCAUCGUCUUGGAUUAAUUAUAUUGCAUGCAACCCUUUUCUGCCAC